This is a messenger RNA of Drosophila santomea, 1779 nucleotides long. RefSeq lists its product as uncharacterized. NCBI's taxonomy places the organism in Eukaryota, Metazoa, Arthropoda, Insecta, Diptera, Drosophilidae. Gene Ontology annotation, molecular function: signaling receptor binding. The transcript has a single exon. Bases 727 to 1491 code for a protein of 254 amino acids. The record is from RefSeq and is a predicted model, not a curated record.
GUUUCAGUUUUGAAGAUCACUCGCUGCGAAGCGGACGCUUGGCACAGCGAAAAGAGAAAGCUGAAGUUAUUACAAUUUGCAAAACAAAACAAAAUAACAAAUCGAUCUUUACUUCGAACUCUGUAACACUUGUGUACUUAAAUGUGAAUAAAUAUUGAGCUUAAUCCAACAACAGUUCACAUCCAACGACAAAAAGUGUGAAGUGACACCUUCCGCAGCCCAAUAUCAAUGCCAUGCGAUCGUGAAAACACUCGAUCGUUCCAAAUCCGGGGUCAGAAGCUCUCCGGCUGAUUAACACUCCGCAUCUACGCGCCGAGCGAAUAACAAAAUAAAAAUAAACAAAAAACAGGCAAACACACAAAUACGGCAAAUAACGAACAGCAACAAAUUGGCAGAAACGCGCGGAAUAUAGAAAAACACGUUUCCACACAAAAAAAGGCGAUCGGAGCAAAAACAAUUUAACCAAAUAACAAAUAACACAAAUUGUAGUCGCUUUUGUUAUUCCGUAUACUAUACACGCGCGCACACGCAUUCGAAAUUUAAGGCCCUGAUUCUGGCCAUUACCAAAUAUGUCCAAAAGCCGAGCUUGAGUUUAGAUUGCGAUUGCGUCGAGUCGAGCAGCUUGUAACCCGAGCAGCCGUGACCACAGAAAACUCAUUAAAGAUACUAGAUAUCUAGAUAUCCACAUAGCUAUAUAACCAACCACUACCCAUACUCGUAUACGCCAUGGAGCGUUCGCACAGCUGUAGUAAUUUCGAGGGCAGGACGGGGGCCAAGGUCGCCGAUGGUGCAAUUGUGGAGCAAUUGGCCGGCAGCAGUGAGCACCUGUCCAGCGCCCACUUUCCGCCCAGCAAGCCGCUGCGCAGACGCAGAAAACUGCAGCGACAGCAGAGCGCCGUGGAUACGGAUGACAUGGAGUAUGCCGCCGAUCUGGAGGAGAAUGCCGAUCCCGAUGGCGAGAAUGUGUCGCCCAUCGCCUCCUUGCCCAUGCGUCACAUCUCCGCCACCAGUACCCGUUGCCUGCGGCACGAGGAAUCCUUCGAGUCCUCCAGCACGGCGCCCGAACUGAGUCCGCAGGCGCAGCGGCAACAGCGCUUCAGUAGAGUGCUCCUGCGUGAUAGCUCCGUGUCCGUACAGUCGGACUCGAGUCGCUACUCCAGCGUGGAUAGUCUGCUGGAGGCACGCAAGCCAGAUCCCGAGGCCAUACUCAUCAACCUGGGCUUUGGACCGCUCAGCUCCGAGGAUAUGCUGUCGCGGAUACCACGAAGAUUCCUCAAGCCCUCGCAGGUACCGGGAAUCGAUACGGAUGCCUUUGUGCAAAGACUGACUCUGGCUCGAUCCCUGGCCGAUUCGAGUGUCCUGGGCUAUAGGGGUCUAACCGGCAAUCCCGACAUGCCGCCCUCCUCCAUUGUGGCCAGCAUCAUGAAGCGAUUCGAGGUCAAUCAUCAUCGGAAAAACUCCAUGGGCUCCAUCAAGCCCACCAUACAAUAAGGGCCCUAUGAAUUCUUAGCCAUACUCCACAAGUUAGUCAGCCAAAUAGAGGACAUCUGUUUACGCUUAAUUGUUGCCAAGCGGGGUUAUGGGUGACCUUUGACCGGUGACUGGUGACUGGUGACCUAUGACCCAUGUGAUCGUCUUGUCUUGUCCAUUAGUCAUUACAAGUGCCGCGUACUUAGCUGUUUAUCUGUAAUAUUGUAUUAUUGUAUACGUACUUCCUCCCAACUAUUGUGAACUCGUUAUAGGCAUGUAUUAAAGAUGAUAUUUUAUGAGACAUUUGAA